AUGAAGACGUUGAUGCGCCAUGGGUUGGCUGUGUCUUUAGCGCUCACAACCAUGUGCACGAGCGUGUUGCUUAUGUACGGCAGCAUCGGGAGCGGAGGCGGCGGCGGCGGCGCUGGCAAUGACGGUACCGGCGGCAGAAGGGCCUUGAAAGAGCAAGUCCAGCAGCAGCAGGUGGCGGCGACCACCCCCUUUCAGAAGCCGGAGAGCCAGCGGCGCUUGGGCACUGCCUCCCCGCCACCCUUUCCCGGCCUCGCCGACCGUCCUUUGGAAGGCUACAUCAGCGUCCUGGAUCACAAGCCUUUGAAAAUGCAUUGCACAAGCUGUGCUCUAGUCACAAGCUCUGGACACCUUUUGCGAAGCCAUCAAGGGAAGAAGAUCGAUCAGACAGAGUGUGUAAUACGAAUGAAUGAUGCACCUACCCGGGGAUUUGGAAAAGAUGUUGGAAACAAGACAACCUUGCGAGUUAUAGCUCAUUCCAGUAUCCAGAGAAUUUUGCGAAAUCGCAAUGAACUAUUAAACAUGAGUCAUGGGACAGUAUUUAUCUUCUGGGGUCCAAGUACAUACAUGAGAAGAGAUGGAAAAGGAUUAAUUUAUAAUAAUCUACAACUGAUGAAUCAAAUACUACCUCAGUUAAAAGUAUAUAUGAUAUCUCGACAGAAAAUGCUUCAUUUUGAUGACCUCUUCAAACAGGAAACUGGGAAAGACAGGAAGAUAUCCAACACUUGGUUAAGCACUGGAUGGUUUACAAUGAGUAUUGCAUUAGAGCUGUGUGACAAAAUAGACGUCUAUGGAAUGGUGCCACCAGAUUUCUGCAGGGAUUCUAAUCAUCCUUCAGUACCUUAUCAUUAUUAUGAACCAAUGGGACCCGAUGAAUGUACAAUGUACAUUUCACAUGAACGGGGAAGGAAGGGAAGUCAUCAUCGCUUUAUCACAGAGAAACGAGUCUUUGAGAAUUGGGCCCGGACUUUCAAUAUUCACUUUUUUCAGCCAGACUGGAAACCAGAAGCACUUCCCGUCAAUCAUGCAAAGAUUAAACUAGUAUUCUGA
Molecule: messenger RNA, 1047 nt
Organism: Protobothrops mucrosquamatus (brown spotted pit viper)
Lineage: Eukaryota; Metazoa; Chordata; Lepidosauria; Squamata; Viperidae
Gene: ST6GALNAC5
Product: ST6 N-acetylgalactosaminide alpha-2,6-sialyltransferase 5
Exons: 5
Coding region: 1-1047 (348 amino acids)
Biological process (GO): oligosaccharide metabolic process; ganglioside biosynthetic process
Molecular function (GO): alpha-N-acetylgalactosaminide alpha-2,6-sialyltransferase activity
Source: RefSeq, a predicted model, not a curated record